CUUCAUAGUACCAUAUUAUCUUCCAACAAGUGUAACAUUUUUUGUUCAUCUCUUCACCAAAGAAAAAGAAUAAUAAAAAACAAUAACCAACAGAGACUGAUAUUCUCAGAUAGAACAUGAAAGGGGUGCUUACGCUUCAUCUAUGGAAUCCACCACCGCGCUUCCACACUCUCUCUCUUCCCUCUCUCUCCUCCCCCCUCCCUCUCUCAAUCUCCGCCUCCUCUUCCGGCACCCAACAACAAGACCUUCUCACUCCCAAAGAGAGAAGGCGCUUAAGAAACGAGCGAAGAGAGAGCAAGAACACAACCAAUUGGAGAGAAGAAGUAGAAGAUAAACUCAGUAAGAAGACUAAGAAGGAGAAGAAGUCAUGGAUGGAUGAACUCAACCUUGAUAAUCUCAUGAAAUUGGGUCCUCAAUGGUGGGUUGUACGCGUUUCGCAGCGUAAGGCUGAGUAUACUGCGGAAGCACUCGCUCGUUCGUUGGCCAAGUUUUUCCCUGAUACAGACUUUAAGGUAUAUGCUCCAGUUAUCCAUGAAAAAAAGAAAUUGAAGAAUGGUUCCAUCUCCGUAAAACCAAAGCCUCUUUUCGCGGGUUGUAUUUUUCUGAGAUGUGUAUUGAACAAACCAUUGCAUGACUUCAUAAAAGAGUAUGAUGGUGUUGGUGGCUUUAUUGGAUCCAAGGUUGGAAAUACAAAGAAAAUGAUUAAUAAACCAAGGCCAGUAUCUGAGGUUGAUAUGGAAUCAAUUUACAAACAGGCAAAAGUGGAGCAAGAAAAUGCUGACAAAGCAUUUGAGGAAGAGCAAAAGAAAACUGCUGUAAUCUCUGGGAAUCCGAAUUCAGAGAUAGACUCAGAUGUUUCAAAAGCUAUUGUUGAUUCUAAGCCUAUAAGAGGCUCUAGAAAAACAUCUAACCAACUCACAGUCACAGAAGAAACUUCAUCUGUUAAAAAAAACGUUAAACUUACCACAGGUUCCACUGUUCAAAUUAUAUCCGGAUCAUUUUCAGGUUUUGCAGGCACCCUCAAGAAGCUGAGCCGCAAAACCAAAAUGGCGACGGUGCAUUUGACCAUAUUCGGGAAAGAGAAUAUAGUAGACUUAGAUGUUAGUGAAAUUGCUCCAGAGACUAACUAAUGCCUGUAGGUUCUCUACCCUCCCUUGAUAGUAUGUUUCCUUUGAAAAUAAAACUUUGAAGAGCCGCCGCGCCUGCGCUUCUGUGUGCUCUUUUGGAUUUUUCCACUUGUUGAAAAAGUCACUUUUUAAAAGAAAAUUCAAUGCAUUAUUACCUAGUGCAUACAUGUAUAUUUUGAGUCAGUACUAGUGCUUAAUUCCCAAAAUUGAAAUUUGAGAUGUCUAUAUAGUGAGCCUAAAAUUUGAAGGGGGUUUGUUAUUAUGCUUUUGUUAAUUUACAUUUCAUGACAAUGUAGUGUUUAAGAGGAUUGGUUUUGCCAUCCAAAAAGACGUAACGGUGCAGUUUGUUGUCCGUUUACCUAAUAUUUUUACCUAAUAUUUUUGUAUAA
Molecule: messenger RNA, 1516 nt
Organism: Lathyrus oleraceus (garden pea)
Lineage: Eukaryota; Viridiplantae; Streptophyta; Magnoliopsida; Fabales; Fabaceae
Exons: 4
Coding region: 117-1130 (337 amino acids)
Biological process (GO): DNA-templated transcription elongation; transcription elongation-coupled chromatin remodeling
Source: RefSeq, a predicted model, not a curated record